Molecule: messenger RNA, 1663 nt
Organism: Aspergillus pseudonomiae
Lineage: Eukaryota; Fungi; Ascomycota; Eurotiomycetes; Eurotiales; Aspergillaceae
Product: serine protease
Exons: 1
Coding region: 345-1100 (251 amino acids)
Biological process (GO): proteolysis
Molecular function (GO): serine-type endopeptidase activity
Source: RefSeq, a predicted model, not a curated record
UGGGUCGAUGUGGAAUAUGUCCAUGAUUGACAUAUAAGAUCUCAGAUCGACAAUAAACUUCGCAGGGCACCAAUAGCGCCAAAAUCGGCUCAUUGUGGCUUGAUCUCUUUGCGCCUUUGCAACGGAGAACAUAGACAUCAUUGGUUGUGUGGAUCUUAUCCCCCAUCUUAGCGUGAAGAAUGAGCUGCGCUGAACUAAGACACUACAUGGUGGAAUUGUGCAGAUCAACGAAAUAUUGUUUACUGUUGGGGACCCGAUGUUGGCCUAUUUAAAGGCUAUUCUGCUCCCACACAACUCUAGCCAUGCGUCCAUCCAACCUUUCUCUCACUACAUAAUUGCCAACCAUGAGACUCGUCCUUUCCACCGCCCUGCUAUCCAUCGCAGGAUCAGCCAUCGCUGAGAAAGCCAUUGUGGGUGGAUCCCAGGCUGCAGAUGGAGAAUUCCCAUAUCAAGUUUCCGUUCAAACCAGCUACCACAUGUGUGGUGGAUCUAUCAUCGAUAAAGAUCAUAUCCUAACUGCCGCUCACUGCGUGGAUGGACUAUCCCCAAAUCGCCUGAGAAUUCGGGCGGGUUCAACCCAGCACGCCUCGGGUGGAAAGUUGGUCAAGGUGGCCAAAGUCACGCAACACUCGGGGUUCGACGCAAAAACAAUCAAGAAUGACAUCGCUGUCCUCAAGCUGGCCUCGAGCCUCGACUUUGGGUCUACUAUCUCGGCUGUGGAACUCCCAUCCUCAGCGGAUGAUACGCCCCAGGUGGGGACCAAGUGCUCUAUCACUGGCUGGGGGAGUACCUCCGCUGGAGGCUCGAUUCCCUCAAACCUCUUGGUCGCGUACGUCGACAUUAUUGACCACGAGAAAUGCGCGGAGGAAUAUGUGAAUCGCGGUGAAGUUGAUGGCUCCAUGAUAUGUGCCGGUGUCAAAUUUGGGGGAAAGGAUGCUUGCCAGGGAGACAGCGGUGGUCCAUUGGUAGAUGCUAGCUCUAAGAAGCAGGUAGGAAUUGUUUCGUGGGGCUUUGGAUGUGGAAAACACAGCCAACAUGGUGUUUAUGCGAGCACCGCAGCUUAUCUUGAUUGGAUUCAGGAGGCCGUUCUAGCAGUCUAGAUCCAUUUUUGUACCACAUGUUUGUUUUUAGCUCUUUAAAGGAAUCGAACCAGAUGAUCUUCUUUUGGGUGAUGGCAACGGGCGUGGUGCUAGAGCCAAGCUGUGCAGUAGGAGGGUUCAUUUCUCCUACUAGUAUACUUGAUAUAUUUAGAAAUAUACAGGUCGAUAGAAAUCUGAUAUAUUAUAAGAAAUAAUAGUAUAAUGGAGUCGAUCAUUCUGAAAGAAUAGUUAAGAGUAUAAGUCAUAAUAUAGCAGGAAAUAGAGAAGCUUGGGAUGGGGGAUAUUCUGGAGGGGGUCAAAUGUUAACUAACCGCGAUAAUAGCCAGCCCAUGGAGAAUGGUGGAUUAACAGAGUCAAUCUUCGGUUCACUUGGUAGUGCCAGGAAACCCAGAGGGUAACAAUUACGAUGGAGCCGACAGGAUGAGAGGCCAUCAGCAUGGAGGAGAGUGUCAGGUAUGUUAUGGUAGGAGUCGAUGGCUAGAUUGAACUUUCCAGGGGGGAAUGGGUGCAGGAAUAUGGUAGAGAAUGAAUGUUGGGCUUGCGGUGGAAUCUCAAUUGCUCUC